ACCACAUAUUCUGUGAGAAGCUGAAGUGCAGAUCGUUUUCUCUCACCGAUCCAAAGUGUAGACCAGGGGAACUCAAAUAGGAAUCUCAAACAUCCACAAAAAUAUUUUUUACUGAAUCAAACGUCCAGGGGUGGGGGAGGUGGGUGGACUUGUCACUGCACUGAUAUUUAUCUAUUUCCAUUUCCUACAGUUGGUUAAGCCACAAGUCAUAACACUGUCAUAUUAAACAAUGCUUAAAAAAACAUCCAAGAAAAACACUAAAAUAAAACAAAAAGAAAAUGACAUUUACAUUUUGACAUAAAUUCAAGCAAAUACCCUUGAUACAUGUACAGUUCCAAAACAAAAGGGGUGAAAAAUUGCAAAACACAGUGAAGGAAAGGAAAACAACAUGUACCACGAGCCGCCAUUUGAGGACCACUGGUGUAGACCUUCAGUGUGUGGGGGUCACGUAUGAAUUACGUUGUACAGAUCUUUCUCUGAUGGCAGGUGAACUGACAUUUAUACUUUGUUCCCCCUGAUAUUAUUCCCAGAUGUUUUGAGUGUUUCCACUAUCUGGGACACAGCAGCGGUUGUUUUCUCUCAGCGUUAAUGGAACAUAAUAUCAGUCAAUAUGUAAUGACUGUGAGGAGACCUGGAUCCUGAUUGCACAUCAGAACAGAACAGACUUCAGCGUCAGACCUGGUCCAGCUGCAGCGUCCAAGGAAGCAAUCAGUUUCUGGCCCAGGUGCGGUUUUCGGCAUCUCUUUGACCACGAGCUGUGAAGAAACAGUUUUCUGUUUCCUCACUUCUUUCCUGAAUCAUUUUGAUACUAAUUUGAUCCAUCCUUUGAGAUCUGUGUCGAACCGCACUGUUGGAAAUUGUGACAUAGCGGUCAUCCUCUGUGUAGAGUCAGUCUCAGCAGAAACCUGGGGCUGUGCUGUGGAAAAAAAAAGAAAAAGAAAAACCUCCGCCCUCCCUCUAUUAGGUUACUCUGUCGUCUGUUCUUCAGACCUGUCACGUCUCAUGAGCUGUGGUUCUUCUGGACAUCUACAUACUUAUCAGCACCAGAGCAUCAACUUGCCGGUUGUGCCCUUCAGAGCUGCAGCAGCGCGGUCUCUACUUUCCUGUCUGCGUGUUCCUGUCACUGAUGAAUGUGUUUAAGAUGCUACAACCCAGUCCUCUCUGCUCCGCUGCCCUGGUCUUCUGAUCCAGGAUAUGAACCGCGUUACCAGCUGUUUAAUCAGCAACAUAAAAGCCAGACACAAACCAGCUGGGUGUCAUCCAGGAUUACAUGUUAGGAGAGGAGAAGAGCUGAGAGGGAAACAUGUAAGGGGACGGAGAAACAUGGAGGGAAUAUCACAACAGAUAAAGGUAGGAAAAUAGGACAAGAUGACGGGUUAAAAGAAAAAAACAUUCAAAGAAAAGCGGGGGGUUAUUAUGAGUGCAGGGGUGGAUGUCUGUGACGGAUUAAAGGCCUGGUCCAUGUUCUACUGCUGUCGACAGCAGCAGCAUCUUCAAUGUACAACGGCCUGUCAUCACUUCAGCCUGACUUCACCUGGACACUGUGGAUGAAAAGCUGUCAUACCUUCUGUUGGACGUCUCUAUUAAAGACUUUUUUUGGGAAAAAAAAAAAAAAAACCCUUGGUCACCAGACUCAGUAGGUGGCAGUAAUCGAGUCUGAUAUUAAAACUCAAAGGCAAAAGCAUGAGCCACGGGAGUUAGCAGAAUCAGCUAAACCUAAAAGGAGACUUUAGGAAGUAAAAAACCUCUUAAAAAAUAUUAAUAACAUAUGUUGUAAAAUUAAGUUUUUUGUUGUCAAAGUAAUGGCUUAUGUUUAAGUGUUUUUUAAAAUCAAAUAUAUGUAUGAAAUAUUAAAAAUUCCGUUUCCACUUUUGGGCUGGAUUUUAUAUCUGCAUACCUAGCCCCACCUGCAGGGAAGGAUGUAGAAUUACAGGUAUUUUGUAAGAUCAAAAAAAAAAUCAUUGUGUUUUUGUUUCACCUGCUAUGAAAAAAAGGUAUAAAUUAAUGUUAAAAAAAAAUUUAAACCCAGUAUUGUUCAGUUCCAACAUCAGGACCAUGUAACGAGACUUGAAUACCUCUUGACAUCAAUUAAUCCUUUAUAUUUGUAGUAGUACCUGAGGUUUACAUCACCCCCCAGAGCCAGACUUUUUUCUUUCUUUCUUUUUCUAAACCUGGAUUAACAUUAUAAAACUAAAGAGCGUCUGUCCUUUAAGCAACUGUCUGGACAGCAGUCUUUCAAGCUAAAUCACUGUGCACUCGGGUGACAAAGGUAGUAUCACCUCCAAGCAUCUACAGUUACAUCAAACAAGUCCAAUACUUCCUCCCACUCCCCAGUUCAGUUGGUUGUCCAUUGUCUCAAACAAAAGAACUUGACACUUUGAAUUGAAGCCUGUGAUGGAUCGCUUUUGAGGUCAGAAGCCUUUACCGGUAUAUUGGUUUCAUCCCAGCCAGGACCAGCUUUCAGCUCCGGAUAGAUUGUUCUGGAGUGUGUGAAAACCAAAGCAUUACUAGGUGCAGAGUCACACAGGCAUUGUGGGAAAGAUGGCUGUGGUCACGGGCUGUGUUUUUAUUUUAGUAGUGUUCUAUUUUUACUGGGAAAAUUGUGUUUUAUUUAGAGACACUGUCUACAUUUGUGCGUCACAAAAUUAUUCUAAAUGUAUUUAAUCAGAAAAGAAUAAUAAAAAAAAUAUCAUAUUUCCCUGACUUGUUUUUUUUUAGCAAACCUAACAUCAGCAGUUUUUUAAUGCUUUGUGUCUUGGCAGAUCAGGAGUCAGGAUUACACACACGUCGAGUUGUUAUGAAGUAAUUACAUCAAUAAAAUAAAUAGUAAAAGACAGGACUAAAGUCAUCAUUUCUUUCAGAAACAGACUGUACCUGGCUGCAGCUGAAAGACUUCAUUGUCUCUCUUUUCCUAUUAUCACCUCACCAACAUGGUUUGAGCUCCAACAACCAAACAAAGGAGCCUCUAUAAUAAGAGUAUCUCUAACUUCGUCAUCAUUGGCAUGAUGGGGGAUGCCUUCAGGAAACACAAUUAUUAUCAGAUAACAUUUAUACUCAUUCUGUAACUCUGUUUAAACGGGUCUCAACCUCUAUGGGAACUGUCUUCCAGGUUUUCAUCCCUCGUCCUUCCAGACAUCUUUUUGUUUGUUGACUUGAUUAGGAAUGACAAUAAUUCUUACACUUUAAUGUUUUGCACUGAAUAUAGAAAAUAAUCCAAUCUCUGUUGUCACCAAAUGAAUUAUGACUUAUUUUCCACAUUACUGUGUAUAUACGUAUGACCGUCAGUAAAAAAAAAAAAAAAAAAAGGGUCAAGCGCACAGUUAAAACACACACAGUGGAUAAUUUUAUAGCUUUCCCCCAACGGGGCUCCUGGUGCCGGUGUCGAGACGACAAUGCUCAGGCAGCAGCGCUGCACACAGAUCAGUUACAUUCUUUGUCAGUUGUGAAUAGGGGCGGAGGAAGCAAAGUCAUUACAAUCCUAUAAAAAGAAAGUAUCCGAGAUCAUAAAACAGCCGGCUGCAGGACCAAAGUGCUCACUCACUCACCCACUCACCCAGUCACCCAGUCACAGAGACGCAGACAGACAGACAGAGAGAGAGAGAGAGAGAGAGAGAGUGGAAACCUGCUGUCAGCUUCCUCCCUGCCUCCCGGAGCAUCAGCAUUUAAACAGGUUCUCCUAUUGUCUCCCUCCACAUUGGGCUCUGUGUCUGGAGAUGACUCUGUGGAUGGCAGUCAUUCCACUCCAUCUCUGAGUCCCAGCAACAAAGACCGGGUCUCAUCACUAUAACAGUCUCCUUCUCACUGCUGGACAAGCGCGUCACAUGGACACUGCCAGGGCGCACGCUCCUCACUGAUACACACACGCGUUCACCGACCUUGGUUGUUUUAAUUUUUUUUUUUUUAAGUAUUUAACUUGAACAAGGAUGCCAGCCAUUACAUGGAAUAGUUGUUGUCUUGUGGUGCUUCUCGUCGCCGCGCUAAGGACGGGGACAUCUCAGGUAUCAGAAGCGCGCCCCAAGGCGAACUCCAUCAAGCCAGCCGUGCUGGGGGAAACCACUACACCGGCUACAAACAGGACCACUGCCGUCCACCCUGGAACCACCAAGAAACACAACAUCCUAGCGCAGCAGGUCUAUCCAUGCAGCAAUGACAAAGAGUGCUCUCUGGGCAGCUACUGCCACAGCCCCCAACACGCCCCGUCCCGCUGCCUCACCUGCCGCAGAAAGAAGAAACGCUGUCACCGAGACGCCAUGUGCUGCCCUGGAAACCGCUGCGGCAACUAUAUUUGUGUCCCCACAACGGAGAGCGUGCUGUCACCUCACAUCUCGCCGCUCGAUGAGCACAACAAGCUCUACAACAAAGACAACUGGAAAAAGACCGUCAAACCACAGGCCAAGCAUUCCCUCAAAGGGCACGAGGGCGACCCCUGUCUGCGCUCAUCCGACUGCUCGGAGGGCUACUGCUGCGCCCGCCAUUUUUGGACCAAAAUCUGCAAGCCGGUGCUGAGGCAGGGAGAGGUGUGUACUAAGCAGAGGAAGAAGGGUUCUCAUGGCUUGGAAAUCUUCCAGCGCUGUGACUGCGCCAAGGGCCUCUCCUGCAAGGUGUGGAAAGAUGCCACCUCCUCAUCCAAGUCCAGGCUCCACAUGUGCCAGAAGAUCUGAAGCAGAAGCAGCUGCUGCCGGCAUUGAGGCCUCGGUCUCCAUCUGCCAGAGAAAAGUUUUUCUUUUUUUUUUUCUUUUUUAUUUUGAAAGGAUGGGUUGAGGCUGCAUUGAAAAGGACUUAAAUACAGAGACUAACGAGAGACAGGACAGACUGUGUGGGUUCGAGUCCACUAAGAACGCUCAGAGUCAAUGGGAUUGUUUUAAUGUGUCUCCAUCGCAGCGCCCACACACACACACACCCACACACACUCACAGCUAAUGCUCCCACAGUGUAACAAGGCCUUCUACACAUUCAGCCACUGUGAUUGGUGGAGUUUUUACACGGAGGCAUCAGACGUAAACGCUCAUUCUGAGACGGCAGACAAACCAUUUACAAACAAAACAUCUUUGACUCCAUUCCAAAAUCUUUUUGUUUGAAAGAUCAAACUUGUUGCUGGUGUUACGCUACUGCAGUUUGUCAUCUUUACCAAAUGUCACUGUAUUGCUGUUGUUGUUGGUUUCUCUUUAAAUAUCACACUGAACUCAGUUUUUGUAACAAAUCCCAGACUCCACCAAUACUGGUCUCAUCACAGAGGGCGCUAAUUGCAUCCACUGCUCCCUCCAGAGCUGGACAUGUGUGAAGAAAGAACAUGUACAACACGGUGAUGAGUUUCAUCUGCUGGAUAAGCUCCUCGCCCCAAUGUUUUAGCCACAAGGGAAAGAUAACGUUUUGUGUCCGAUGUGGAAAUCUGGUUUGAUCUGUCGGACGCAGCUGCAGUCUGUUGUGAUCAAACUGUGUGGAUGAGAACGGUUCGCACUGAGCUGGUGCUGAGCUGCAGACUGGCUGAGCCCAACAGUAGACACACACACACACACACACACACGCAGUAUGGCUCUGCUUUUCCAAUCACAUGAACACAAUCCAAGGGUACGAUGGAAGUGCAAUUUUUUCCACUUGCAAAGCCAGUAGGAAUGGACACACGAGAAGAUUAAUUAGAGUUACUGAAAUGCUCCAUGAACCUGAUGUUUGGGAGGAGAAUUACAGAAUGAAUCAACAUUUUGUUGGUGGCACGCAGCCUUGUGUAUGUUUAGGUUUUUGGUUCAAAAUAAGACAGAAUUCUUUCCUCCUGUUCAGUCAUUUAGGUGAGGCAGCGCCGCUCCUUCCUCUUCAGAUUUCCUGGUUUCACAGUAUCAAAUACACAGGUUUUUUUUAAUCCAUUUAAAAUAUCAAUAAGCUCUUAUAUUGUAAAUAGAAUGAAAAACAAUGAAAAUGUAUUUAAAGUCAGUGUAUAUCAUGUACAUAUAAUUAAAAAAAUAUGAAUCCUACACAUUACAGCAAAUCUAGGUGAGAAGAGAAAUGGGACGUGACAACUU
Molecule: messenger RNA, 6014 nt
Organism: Cynoglossus semilaevis (tongue sole)
Lineage: Eukaryota; Metazoa; Chordata; Actinopteri; Pleuronectiformes; Cynoglossidae
Gene: dkk2
Product: dickkopf WNT signaling pathway inhibitor 2
Exons: 4
Coding region: 3924-4661 (245 amino acids)
Biological process (GO): negative regulation of canonical Wnt signaling pathway; multicellular organism development
Cellular component (GO): extracellular region
Molecular function (GO): co-receptor binding; receptor antagonist activity
Source: RefSeq, a predicted model, not a curated record